CACACAAAAUCUAAGUGUUUUUCAAUAGAGUCGCCAUCUCUUUUGUUUUCUGCCAAAGGAUACAACAUUAGUCUAUAGUUUUAUCUUCUUUUUUAAUUUUUCUCUUUCUUUGGCAUAUUAGAUGUAGAUGUAUAGUUUGUAUAGUAGUACAUGUACAUACCGAGACGAAAUUUAAUUCUGAUGAAAAAUUUGCUCAAACGGUUUUUUCUAAUUGCUCUAGUACGUCUAAAUAGUUAUUUUAUAUCGUUGAUUUUUAUAAUAAAUAAAUAAAACAACUAAAUUGUUAAAUAAAUUCAUUAAAAAAAAUUACACACCAAUAAUACUUUUUGUUUUUUUAUCGGAAAUAAAUUUAUUAUAAUAUAACAUCCGUGCACGUGCUCAAUCAUUAACUGUUAGAGUAACCAUUUUGUUAUUUUUCAAUAGGUUAAACUUUUAAAACGUAUAGAAUAAAAUAAAGUGUCUAAUAAUAUAUAAACGCAAUGCCACGAUCAACAAAAGAGUCAUCAGAUGAUGAAAAUGAUGCAAAAGCUGGUCGGCGAACAAAAACAAUUGGUAGUGUUUUGAAUGCCGUUACUGAUUCACCACUACGCCGAAGUACAAGAAAUAAACCAACAAUUUCUCCCUCUGAAACAGCUGGUGAUGCCAGCGAUGGCUCUUCAAUUAUUUCCGCAGUUAGUUCAGUACAAUCUGGAAGAAACACCCGUAGAAGAACGAUAACAACAAUAUCUGAGUCAACAACUACCUCUGAAUCGUUACCAACUCGAUCAUUACGAUCGAGAAAAACUUCAACAACUUCAACAACUUCUUUGGACAGUUUUUCUGUUGAUCCUAUUGUCGUUAUUGCAGACUGUGAAUCACAAAAAGACAAUGCCAAAUCCCGUAUUACUCGAAAAAGUACAUCAGCAGCAGUUUCUAAUGUUGAUACACCACCCGCUACUCGCUUCAGGCGUCAAAUUAGAGCUGGAUCAGAGUCGAAAACUAUGUCACCUAGUAACGCUGUUAGAACAACUCGGAGAACUAGAGCUAGCUCUGUCGAUUUGGAUGAGCAACGUGAUGAGGUAAAACCAAUUAUUAAUUGUAAUGUUAAUAAUAGUAAUCAGCACAGUACUCCUGUUAAAACACGAAAACGAGCUUCUGUUCUUCCAUCAGAACCAUCAGUUGUUGAAGAAGUAGAAAAUAUAUCACAAAACAGUCAUUUAAAAUCAUUAUCUACUGCAUCAAUAGUAGAAACAGAUGAUAAUAAUGAUAAUAAUGAUACUCAAAAUUUAGUACCGGUUAACAUAAAUAAUGACAGCAUAAGUCAACAACAGGAGCAGCUGAAAAUAAAGUUGGAUACAUUACAACAAAAUAUUAAUAAUUAUGAAGCUAUUGAAAACAAUGAAAACGAUGAUGAUGAUGAUGAUAAUAAUAAUGAUAAUAAUAAUAAUAAUAAUAAUAAUGAUGAUGACGAUGUUGAUGUAAAUGUUGAUGAUGACAGUCAUCAAGAAAUUCUUAAUCAAACAAAAUCAUCAUCACCCGUAUUACAACAUUAUCCGAGUACAGAUGAAAGUAAAACAUUGGAUAAAGAAAUGUCAAUAAUUAAUGAUUCAGAAAAAAUAUCAUCAUCUGUUACAUCAGAAAUUAAAUCACCCAUUAAAGAUGAUGGUAAUAGUUCAAAUAUCAAUCCAUUGUCCCCAAAAAUAUCAACUGUAAUUAAUCCAAAUGUUUCAUUAAAAUCACCAAUUCAUGAGACUAAAAAUAAUAAUUUAGUUGAUGAUAUCAAUGAAUCAUUGGAAAAAAGUCCAUCAGGAAAUAAAGAAAAUGUAAAACCAUUGUCUUCCAAUAAUAUUUGUAAUAAUUUUGAAUCUAUAACAUCAGUAUCAUCAGAUAUUAAAUCAACUAAUAAUGAAUCAAUUGAUAGUAUAGUACUUACAACGUCAUCUAAUACCACAACUAUUGUUUCAACAUCAGACGUGGUUGUCAACAGUAGUUUUGAUAUCGAUACUACUCAACAAUCAAAUAAUUUAAAUUCUUCUCUAUCAAAAUCAAACAGUCAGCAAAAAAAAUGUAUUUUAGAGUCAACGGAUAAACAAGAUUGUAAUAUUAUUAAUUUAUUGUCAGAAUCAAGUACAGAAGAUGUAAUUUUAGUAAAAAAUUCACUAAUUGAAAAAAUUGAAAAAACUAAAGCAUUACCAGCUGUAUCAACAUCAACGGAAAGACCAACAGAUAUUACAGAUGAAUCAGCCAAUAAAGAUAAUACUGAUAUACCUUUAUCGGUUUCAUCACCUUUAUCACUAUAUAUUAAAAAUGAUAAGGAGCAAAAUAAUGAUGAGAUUGAUUCUAAUAAAUCAAUUCCAUUAUCACCGACAGCUGCCUUAGAAUCUGAUAAAAAAAUUAAGAUUAAUGAGGAAUGUAAUGUAGAAAAUGAUAAUGAAAAUGAAGAUAUAGAAAGUUUAUUCUAUGAUAUUCCUGCUGAUGAAUGGAGUGAUGAUAUUGAAGUGGCCAAAUCUCCAGUAGAAAUUGAAAUUAAAAAAGUAUUACCUGAAAUACCUGAAAUACCUGAAAUACCUAAAAUAACUAUAUCCAAAAGUGAAACGAAUAAUCAACAAUCCAAUAUAGUAAAUGAUAACAAUGAUAAUGAUAAAUCCGCUAACCUUGAUAUUGAUCUUAAAAAUAAUAGUGAUAAUAAUCAGGAAAAUAAAAGGCAAUUACAAGAUAUAGAUAUAGAUUGUAACAAUGAUUCAAAUGAAACAAUUAUCUUAACGCAAAAUGAUAAUCAGACAUUGAAAUUAUAUACUGAAAACAAAAAUAAAUUUACAAAAAUUCAAGAAUCAAUGGAUAUUAAUAGCGAUGAAGAUAAUGAUACAGAAAUAGAAUCAGAUCUUGGAGAAAAUAAUAAAAAUGUACAUUUAUUGGGAUCAAAUGAAACGAAAAAGCAAAAACAACAACAUAUUAAUAAUAAUGAAAAUAAAUCUGAUAAUGUUUCAUUAUCUUCGCCGUUGUUAAAUGAAAAUAAAAAUAAUAGCAUUAAUUUAUCUGAAAAAAAUUCUUCACCGUACCGUAAAAAAGGUAAUAAUUCUGAUAUAACUGGAGAAUUAUCAUUGUCGUCAUCGUCAUCGUCAUCAAUAUUACUUGCUAAUAAUAAAAAAAAUAUUAAUAUUGAAAGUAAACACUUAUUAAGAAAAUCAUUAGAUUCAGCAAAAUUAAUCAUGGAUAAUGAUAAAGCUAAGACAUCAAAUAACACUAAAAAAAAACAAUUAAAUUCCACUAUCGAUUCAAGAUUAAACUUAUCAACCAACAGCACUGAACAGCAUAAUAACAGCAAUAUUGAAAAUAAUUUAUCAAUUAGUGAAUCAGAAAUUAAAGAUAAUGAAGAUAAAUCAUCAAUACCAUUGAUAUUGAAUGAAUCUAAUAAACAAAAUUCUUCAUCAAUUUCGUUAAAUAGUAAACAACAAGAAGGAUCAGUUUACCAAAAUGAUUCAUUUUCUUCUGAUAACAAAUUUCAUAAAAAUUAUAAUAAAAUUAAUUCUGAUUCAGAUAAUAAUAAUAAUAAUGAUGAUGAUGAUGAUGAUGAUGAUGAUGAUAAUGAACAUGGUAAUAAUAUUAAAAAGUUGUUGCUUAAACAUAAUGACAUGGUAUCAUUACUUACGGCUUCUUUAACAACUUUAUUAAGAAGAGAUAUGAGUUUAAAUCGACGAUUAUUUUCAUGGUUACUUGGUACGGAAAUUAAAAAUAAUGAACAAAGUGAAAUAAAAUCAACAAUUACAAUAGCUAGCGAUAAUACACUUACAUCAUCAAUAGGAAUAACUAUUAAAAUAGGAGCAACUGAUAACACAAUUACUGUAGUUGAUCAAUCAACAUAUUUUGAUUUAUAUUCUAAGUAUUUAUUGAUUGAAGCACUCAGAUCAAUAAUGAAAAGUGUAUGUUGUGACAGUCAAGAAGAAUCACCAACAAUAAAGUUAUCAUUGGACGUUAAACCAUAUAAAAUAUUAGUCUCAUUAUUAGAUAAACCUGAAAUUGGUCCGUUAAUAUUAGAUGAUAUUUUAUAUGAUGUCUUUCGUACAUUUUAUAAUAGUAUUAUGAUAAAACAAAAAAUUUCAAUAGAUACUAAACGUUCAAUAACAAAAUCUUCUCACCAUCAAGAAAUAAUAAAAUCAGCUAAUUUAUUAUUUUCAAGUCAAUUAGAACCGGCUUAUGUAUGGCGAUAUUGUGGACAAUUGAUUGAAAAAGUAUGUAUAAUCUAUGAAAAUGAAUAUCAACAGAAGAAACAAAAAAAACAAGAUAUUAAUAAUAUUAAUAAUAGUAAUAAUAAUAAUAAUAAUAAUAAUAUUAAUAAAGUACAAUCAAUUGGAAGUGGUUUACCAAAUUUAAUGGAAUUGUGUAUUUUAAUAGAAUUUUUACUUGAUAAUGUUGACACUACUUUUUUUGGUGAUGUACCAUCUGAUCAUUUACCAGAGCUUUUUUAUAAAAUUAUAAAUCAAUUAUUGGAGCGAUUAUAUAUUUUUAAACCAAUUGAAAUAACUCAAAGUCUUGUACUUUGUAGUAAAAUUUUAUCUAAAAUUCAACCUAUGAUAAUUGCAGAAGGUAGAGGAGGAAGAGGAGGAAGAGGAGGAAAAGCAAGAGAAGAAAAACAAGAAAAAAAAUUAACAAAUUCUCAACAAAAUAAACAAGAUAAAUCUAAAACUGUUAUUAAUAAUAAUGAACCUAAUAACAAACUAUUAAAUUUAUCUGUAUCGACAAAUAAUUCACUUAGUAAUUGUUAUAAACCAAAUUCUAAUUCAACUACUUCAAACAGUGUAUUUACAUCACUUGAAAAAAGUUUGUCUGACAGUAAAUUAUAUCAAACUAUUAAAUUAUCAAUUAUUGAUGAUAAUUUAUUGUUACCAUUAAAAAGAACUAGAGCUGAUUCUGGUGGUUUGUUGAAAAAAAAUGACAAAAAUAUAAUUAAAAAAAAAUCUAGCAAAAGCACAUCAAAAAUAAAUGAUGGUUUAUUAAAUAAUAAUACAGAACCAGUUAUUGAUGAUGAUUCAUUUAUUGAAUUUAAUUCUAAAAAAUUACUAUCAUUGUCGUCAUCAACAUCGUCAUCAUCAUCAUCGUCAUCGUCAUCGUCAUCGUCGUCGUCGUCGUCGUCGUCGUCGUCUUCUGCAUCGUCGUCAAUAAAAAAAGAAACGCUACAAUCACACAAUUAUUGCUGUUCAUCAGUGCUAAGCAAGUGUCUAAACAAAUAUAAAUCAUUUUACGUUAAAUUGAUAAGUGAUAAAAUUUUAUUAUCUCAAUUGAAAUCUCAUAAAACUAUAAUAAAUAUAUUUAAAACUCUUGUAAAAACAUUAAACAAAAAAAACAGUGAAACAAGUUUAGAGUCAAUACUUAAUUAUCAUCUAUUGCAAGAUAAAGUUGAUAAAUUAAAUUCAGUUUCAUAUAAUAAAAAUAAUAGUGAUUCAUUACCUGAAACAAUGACAUCAUACUUGAAUUUUUUAAAGAAUUUUAAUGAAGUAACAGUAAAUACGACAAUGGUUGACUUGAAAUGGAAACAAGUUUUACAAGUUGCUUCUAAAUUACUAGUUGAAUUAUCGACUUUUUCAAUAUGUUUUCAAGAUUCUGAUAAUAAUAAUAAUAAUAAUAAUAAUAAUAAUAAUAAUAAUAAUAAUAAUAAUAAUGAUGAUGAUGAUGAUCAUCAUCAUCAUCAUCAUGAUGAAAAUAAUUAUAGUAUAAAAUUAAAAGAUAUAGAAACUAAAACUCCAAUUAAUUCAGUAAUAAUACCAGAUUGGCUUCAAGUACUGGUGAUAUGUUGUUGUUGGUUAAGUAAUGAACCAUCACUUCAGCUUACAAGUAUUACAACUUUAAUAGAUCUAUUGGCAUUAACUUAUAACAAUAAUUUUUCAUCAUCUAAUUCAAUUAAUUCAACCAACAUUGCUGCUACAACUGCUACUGCUGCUGUUAAUAAUAGUAGUACCAACACCACCAACACUACAACUUGUGUUACAAAAGUUAUAAUAGUUCCUUUAUUAAAAAGAUGGCAUAUUAAUUAUUUGCUUGAUAAUACAAAUGUUUUUCAAAUUUUAUCAUAUUCACUGUGGCAACAUCUUGAUAAACUUGCACCAUAUAAAUAUCAUGCACAGUGUGUUGAAUUAUUAUAUGAAUUACAUUAUUUAUUGUACCAGUAUCAGUCAUGUGAUAUCGUUGAAGAUAUUAUUGGAUUAACAUUAGCUGAAACAAAUGCUGAUUAUGAUAAUGGUGAUGAUAAUGAUAAUGAUAAACAAGAAAGACAAGUUGAAAUUUUCAAUCGAUUUGCUACUCUUUGGCAUCUUGGACGAGACAUUCGUAUUAAUAAUUCAAUAAUUAUGAAAAUGGGAUCUAAUAAAUCAUCUAUAUCAUCAUCGUCCUCGUCAUCAAUAUCACUGACAUCGUUACCAUUAUUAUCCUUUAAUAAAUCAUUAUUAAAAAUAUUAGACAAUCUUCAAUUACAAGAUAAUUCUCCAUUAAAAUUACACGCUCAAUCAUGGCUCCAUCAUUCACUUAUACGUGGUGAUAUAGCUCGAAUAGUAGAUCCAGUACUUUUAAUGUUACUCGAUUCAUCUACUUGUCGUAUGAGUGUACUUUAUGUAAAUAUUCAACAUAGUAAUACAAUAUUAUCGAUAACUAAAAGCAAUAAUGAUAAUAAUAAUAUUAAUCAACAAAGUACGAGAUCGACAUUAUUAUCUACUAAAAAAACAACUGUUAAUAAAACAAUAGAUGAUGAUUAUAAUGAAAUUGAUAAUGAUGAUGAUGAUGAUGAUAUAACUACUGAUGCUGCUAAAAUAUAUGCUAUUAGUUCUGUAGAUGGUAAUGUUAUUUAUCAUGUAAGUAACAGUAUUAGUAAUAAUAACAUAAUAGAUAAAAAUAAUAAAAAAAAAUUACAAUCCAAUAAUUAUCAAUACCGACAAACAGGACAACACCAAAAUAAACAAUUAAUAACAAAUCCAGUAAAUGUUAAACGGAUUUUUGCAGUAACAACACUAGUAACUACAAAUUCUUCAAGUAGUAGUGGUCAACAUAAACAACAACAAUAUAUUACAAAAAAAAAUAAAUUUAUUAAAGAGUUAAAAGUACCUCCUAGUAUAUCAAAUAAUCAUCAUAUUUCAUUAUUUGUUAAUCCAAUGACAAAUAUAAAAAAUUCAUCAAUAAAAAAAGUAGUUUCCGAUGAUAACGUCGAAAAAAAUUGUGAAGAUAAUGAUGAUGAUGAUGAUAAUAGUGAUGAUGAUAAUAGUGAUGAUGAUAAUGAAGAUGAUAACAAUAAUGAUGAUGAUGAUGAUGAUGAUAACAAUGAAAAAGAGGAGGAAAAUGAAGAAGAUUAUGAAAACAAUAGUAAAAUUGUGAUCAAUAAUAAAAAUAAUAUUAAAACUACAAUGAGAAUAAGAAAAUCAAAUUUAAAAAGAACAUCAUUUGAUAAUGGUGACAUUGAUUGUGAUAAAAAAAUUGACAAAAAUAUUGUCGAUAGUGUAUCAUUUAAAAAUUCUAAUGAUAAUUAUAUUAGUGGUACUAGCUUUGAUGAACGUAUACUCAAGUCAACAACAGUAACUAAUAUAAGUAAUAAUAAUUUACAAAAUGAAUCAAAAAAAUUGAUAAAAUGUUCAUCCUUAGAUUCAAUUGAAAAGAAUAAUAUUAUUAGUACGCCUUCGAUAUUAAAUAAAGAAUUUAAAAAAGGGUCAAAUUCACAUAUUACACCAAUAAAAAAUAAUAAUUUUUCACGGCAAGUAGUAGCAGGAGAUACACUUUUAAAAGGAAAGUACAUUAGUAAUAAUGAAUUUACUUCGAUUUAUCCAACAACAAUAACAACAACAACAACAAGUGAGUCAAUUUCGUCAUCCAUACAAUCAAAUACUAACAUUUCUGGUUGGGCUAUAGGUAAAAAUAAUAAUCAUGAUAAUGAUGAUGAUGAUGAUGAUGAAGACAAAAACGAUAAAGGUAAUGAAUUAAAUCUUUGUUUAACUGCUGAAGAGUAUUUUGAUAAAAAUAAUUCCAGUAUUAUUGUUGAACAAGUCUUGAAUGAACUUAUAGACAAUGUAUCAGAAAUUUGUAAUAAUAGUGCUGACAGAAUAGAAGAUAAUACUACUAAUCUAUAUGGAAAUUAUAAAAAAAAAUCAAUUAUAGAUGAAAUAAAAUUAAAACCUAAAAAUUUGGAUAAAAUUAAAAGAAAAACAGCAGUAGACGCAGCAGAAGUAACUACAACAACAACAACAACAACAACAAUAACACCACCACCAAAUUCAGCUUACAGUGUUCAAGCACAAAUAGUAUUAGCUGAAAUAUUAGCGCCACUUUUAGAUAUUGUAUAUGGUGCUGUUGAUAAUAAGGAACGUGUUAUAACAUUAUUGACAAAUUUGAUGUACAAUAUUACUCCAUAUUUACGUAAUCACACGAUAAAAAAUAUUCCAUCAUUUAUUGCUUGUUCACAAUUAAUAAGUUCAUUAUCAGGUUAUCAAUAUACACGAAAAUCUUGGCGUAAAGAUGUUUUAGAUUUAUUGCUAGAUUCAUCAUUUUUUCAAAUGCCCGUUGAAUGUAUAUCAUAUUGGAAAAUAAUUGUUGAUAAUUUAAUGACACAUGAUACCACCACAUUUCGUGAUUUAAUGAAUCGAAUAUCAUCAAGUAUAUCACAAAGCAGUGGUAUAAGUUUAUUUUCAUCACGAGAACAAGAGUAUGAGCAAAGAGCACAAUUAUUAAAACGAUUAGCAUUUGUAAUUUUAUGUAGUGAACAAGACCAAUAUCAUAAAUAUAUACCAGAUAUACAAGAACGACUUGCAGAUAGUCUUAGAUUACCUCAAGUUAUUCCAACAAUUCAAGCUCAAGUAUUUUUAUGCUUUCGUGUACUUUUAAUACGUAUGUCACCUCAACAUACAACAUCAUUAUGGCCAGUUAUUGUAAGCGAGCUAGUACAAGUAUUCCUAUAUAUUGAACAAGAACUUGGUAGCGGUACUGACACCGAAGAAUUCAGCCGCUGUAGCAGUUCUCAUAUUAAACUUUUAUCAGCGUUGGAUUCUUCAUGGACAGUUAAUGCCAACAAUGGAUUGCUAUUGGGUCAUGGACACCCUCAUUGGUUACAACUACAACUGGCAGCAGCUAAAUUAUUAGAUUUAGCUUUACUUUUACCAGCGCAUAAGCUGCCUCAAUUUCAAAUGUAUCGAUGGGCUUUUGUCGGCGAUGUCAAUAAUGAUAAAACAAAAUAUUCUAACAACGAUAUCAUGUUAAAUCACGAUUUUGUUCCUCAUAUAUUAAGAAUUGCAAAAAUUAUGAAUAAGAAGUUUUCGUCAAAUCAGCAUUCAUCACAGGAAAAAAAAAUUUUAGUACCAGGAAAACUUAUAUUGACAACAAAUAAAAUCAAUUCCUUAGAAGAUCUACACUAUUUUUUUACUGUUUUAAGUGAAAAAUCUAAUACCGAUAAUCGAUUAGAUACACCAGUUAAUAUUAUGGAUUUAGAAUCAGUUAUUGAACAGGAUUUCCUUGAAACAAUGUCAUUAUCAUCAUUGUCAACUUCUUAAUAGUAAAUUUAUUUAUGUAAUUAAUAUAUUUUAUACAGGUUCUUUUUAAGUUUUUAAUGAUGAAAAAAAAAAAAUAGAUAUUAUUUAAUCAUCAAAUUGAUAAAAAAUGUUGACAUGAAAGU
This is a messenger RNA of Cotesia glomerata, 9616 nucleotides long. RefSeq names its product protein PFC0760c-like. The coding region runs from base 480 to 9494 and encodes 3004 amino acids. Gene Ontology annotation, biological process: Golgi to endosome transport. Gene Ontology annotation, cellular component: endosome; trans-Golgi network. The record is from RefSeq and is a predicted model, not a curated record. NCBI's taxonomy places the organism in Eukaryota, Metazoa, Arthropoda, Insecta, Hymenoptera, Braconidae. The transcript is spliced from 11 exons.